AUGGCGCUUUGGCCCACCCGUCGUGUCGGAAACCUCAUGCACGAUAUCGAGAGGGACAUGAUGGAUCCCUACAGGCUAAUGCGCGACGUGGACCGCUUUGAGCGCCAGAUGGAGCGCCGAAUGGAGCGUGAAAUGCAUCCGUACUUGGGCGAGGACCACUCAAUCUUUCGUCUUGCAAAUGAGGCUCAUGAGGUAGUGAACGACGAGAAGAAGUUCGCUGUCGCGGUUGAUGUGUCGCAAUUCAAGCCGGAGGAGCUGAAAGUGCACAUCGAAGGACGAGACCUUACCAUUGAAGGACGCCAAGAGAUUAAGACCGACCACGGUUUCACGGAGAGGUCGUUUGUCCGCAGAUGGGCACUUCCCGAUGACGUUGACCUCGAUGCUGUGCACACUCAGCUGAUGAAUGACGGCAAGUUAGAGAUCGAGGCUCCGAAGACUGGCGAACACACCAACAGAAGAACACUUCCUAUCAUGGGUCCUAAAAAGUAA
Molecule: messenger RNA, 489 nt
Organism: Cooperia oncophora
Lineage: Eukaryota; Metazoa; Nematoda; Chromadorea; Rhabditida; Trichostrongylidae
Source: the annotation of a GenBank genome assembly